AUGGACGAGGUUGACGAUAUUUUAAUUAACAACCAGGUGGUGGAUGAUGAGGAGGAUGACGAAGAGAUGCUGAGUGGGCUGGAAAACGACUCCAAGCAGGACCUCGAGAGGAAUGAUGACGGUGGUGAGGAUGAAGAGGAUGAUGAUGAUGAUGACGAUGAUGAUGAUGAUGAAGACGACGAACAGGAAGAGGAAGAUGGUGAGGAUGAUGCCGCAAAAGCGGAUAAAACUGCUACGCCGAUGAAUGACCAGCAAGCAGACCAAAAACCUACCGCUGGCGACAGCGUUGAUUCUGUUACUAAGAUUGGAUCCGAGGAUGUGAAAUUGAUUGACGUUGAUGGAGGAGUGGGGUCACGGGAGGCUUCUUCCUCUACACACGAAGGCUCCACUAAUGGAGAGGUUUAUGAGUACUAUAAGCACAUGUUGCACGCUGCGCAGAUCGCGGAUUCGUACAAUAUCUACCCCACGGCAGCCAUACCCAUUCAGACGCACGUCAAUGCUCUGGCCGUGUCCAGGGGUCUUAAGUACCUGUUUCUGGGAGGUAGCGACGGAUAUAUCAGGAAGUACGACUUGCUGAAUACCCUUGAGGGGAAACUGUCUCUAACGAUCCUGCAGAAACAUUCGUUGGCUGAGUCUAUUCAGAAUGCGGGUAUCUUGCAGUCGUACUGGGAAAACGAGAUCCCGCAGAAAAGAUCAGAAAUGAAACUUUCCGCCAAUAAAACGGAUUACGAGCCUAAAGUAAGUCCCGUUCACUCUCUAGAGGUCCAGAGCGAGUGCCUCUUUAUACUUAGCGGGUUACAGAAUGGUGGGAUUACCAUGCAGGGUGUUCGCUACAUGGAGGGAAGCAUUGCGCACUAUUUCAAGGGCAGGAAUGGACACAAUCAAAUUGUCAAUAUAUUAAGGUUAAACGGUCAAGAGGACAGGUUUCUGAGUGGUUCCUGGGACAAACGUCUUUUGGAAUGGGACUUGCAAACGGGUGACAUAGUUAAUGAAUUUAAAAAAUCGAGAUCUGAAUUGUCAUCCUUGGAAAUGCGCCCGCUUUAUUCCUCUGUGGAUGUGUCCAGUAACGUUAAUAGCGGUAAAGAGAAUGGAAAUGUAGAUGAUGACAUGGACUCUCUGUUUGGCGACGAAGACGAAGAUGAAAAGCAAGAUGUUGGCAAGGAACCCGUUGAUACGGGUGAUAGUUCUCGUGGUGAAGAAAACAAAGAACAGAUAUCCCAAGAAUCUUUGAAUAUAGUCUAUGACGAAUCUGUUUUUAUGACCUCGGGAUUGAAUGGUUCCAUGUAUAUUUGGGAUCGACGCAUGACGCAGUCGCCAGCGUUGUCUCUGGAAAGAGGUCCGGGCGUCCCACCGUGGUGUCUGUCCGCAUGUUGGAGUGUAGAUGGUGAUCAUGUGUAUGCAGGGAGAAGAAAUGCUUGUGUGGAACAGUUUGACUUGAAAAUGCCCUCGAAACCUAUCCAUAAUUUGAAAUUACCGUCCAUUUCAGGACCUGUUUCCUGCGUUAAAGCCAUGCCUAAUAACAAACAUUUACUGUGUGCAUCGAGGGAUAAUAUCAGAUUGUACAACGUCGAAGUUGCAGUGGCUGUUUCGAAUCCGACUACAAAGAGUUCUAAAGUGCCGUUCCUCAUCGUUCCGGGCCAUCAUGGUGGUAUCAUAUCGAAUUUAUACCUCGACCCAACUUCAAGAUUUAUAAUAAGUACAAGUGGCAAUAGAGGCUGGCAGGGAAAUUCCACGGACACGACCCUUAUUUACGAUGUAGACUUAGAAUAG
Molecule: messenger RNA, 1770 nt
Organism: Saccharomyces paradoxus
Lineage: Eukaryota; Fungi; Ascomycota; Saccharomycetes; Saccharomycetales; Saccharomycetaceae
Gene: SPT8
Product: SAGA complex subunit SPT8
Exons: 1
Coding region: 1-1770 (589 amino acids)
Cellular component (GO): Cdc73/Paf1 complex
Molecular function (GO): protein binding
Source: RefSeq, a predicted model, not a curated record